AAACACCAUGGCUGGAAGAGAAUCCGGAAGAAUCAAGGAUAUAAUUCAAAAACGUACUCUUGAUGAAGAUGCCAGAAGACGCAGGCAUAAAAAAGCACUGGAAGCUUUAGAGCAGGACAAUUUUCAUGAAGAUCCUCAUGCUGAUUUAGUUAUGAGCAAAAAGGUACCAAAAUUCCAAGAAGAUAAUAAGAAUCAAACUCGAAAGAGAAAAACGAGGUCAGCAGAAUACUUUAAAUUGAAGUUUAGAAAAAAUUUUAUGCAGCUUGUGGAAGAAGAUCUAAACUACAAUAAUGGUCCCAACUAUACGACAGCUCAAGCUCCACCAUCUUGUUACCCACAAAGACAUUUUUGUGCAGUAUGUGGGUUUCCUAGUAACUACACAUGUAUACCAUGUGGGGCAAGAUAUUGUUCCGUCAAAUGCCUGGGAACACAUCUUGACACUCGAUGUCUGAAAUGGACAGCUUAAGUUCUACCAUCUAUUACUUUUUAUAAAUUAGGUAUAGCAAACAUUUUUAUAAUGCUUACA
Messenger RNA from Copidosoma floridanum, 526 nucleotides. RefSeq names its product zinc finger HIT domain-containing protein 1. The record is from RefSeq and is a predicted model, not a curated record. NCBI's taxonomy places the organism in Eukaryota, Metazoa, Arthropoda, Insecta, Hymenoptera, Encyrtidae. Gene Ontology annotation, biological process: chromatin remodeling.